AUGCCAGAAACAAGUGAUCUAGUUUCUGAACGUGUAGCAUCAAACAAGUCAUUGCACAUGGCAGUUCAAAUAUUGGAAGAUGAUGUGGAAGUUUUUGAAUGCGACAAUUCAUUCAAUCAGGGGAAAAAAUGUCAUUUGGCUCUGAAGAAUAAGCGGAAUGUGGUGGCAUAUGGCACGAUAGUAUCCGACGGAGGCCCAAAUGUAAUGUUGCACAAUGCUCCACUUGGGGAAGGCAACUUAAAGGUGUCUGUUGAUGUUGUUUUACAGGAGGAAGUAGAGCUUCCAAUUCCACUUAUGUCGGGACCAACAGUAAUGGUAGAUGCUGUUGGAACUGUGCUUGGCUGGCCAAAAGAAUUGGUGAUAUUUUCGACGACAAAGAAAAAGGAGAAACCUGCACCACCAUUUGCUAUUUUGGAGGUUCCUGAUGAGAAAAAUAAAUUCAAGGAAGUUGAAAGUGCUCUACCAAUGCCAUGCAAGUUUUUGUAUUCUUUUGUUGUUAGACUGAUGACUGAGGAGGAGACCAUUCCUAUCGAAUUUGAUGAAGCCAUGUUUGGACGUAAUGUGAGUACAUCGUUGUUGAGAGAGGAUAUCAUGCGCUGUAUGGAAAUGAGAGAGAUAGGGUCCAGGCAAAUAUUGGUUUACAUGGGUUACUUGUACAAGUGCUUGAAGGAAACAAACAGGGCUGAGAAUGUGUCGUUUGUGGAUCCCAACAAAAUACCAACCACUCAAGAUGGCAGUACCUCUUCACAACACAUUGCUAAUCAGUUGAAAGCAUCAAACGGAGACAGCAUAUGCCUUUUCCCAUACAACACUGGGAACCACUGGAUCUUGACCGUUAUAAACGAGGACAAAGAUACAAUUUAUUUGUUGGACUCAAUGGGUAAUAGGAACCGAGAUAACGCUUGGAAAAUUACAGUGUGCAAGUAUGUUUUAGAUUAUGUAGAUUCUGAAUAG
Molecule: messenger RNA, 954 nt
Organism: Zingiber officinale
Lineage: Eukaryota; Viridiplantae; Streptophyta; Magnoliopsida; Zingiberales; Zingiberaceae
Exons: 5
Coding region: 1-954 (317 amino acids)
Biological process (GO): proteolysis
Molecular function (GO): cysteine-type peptidase activity
Source: RefSeq, a predicted model, not a curated record